Messenger RNA from Zerene cesonia (dogface butterfly), 1412 nucleotides. Its product is annotated as CLIP domain-containing serine protease 14D-like. The transcript has 9 exons. Gene Ontology annotation, biological process: proteolysis. Lineage: Eukaryota; Metazoa; Arthropoda; Insecta; Lepidoptera; Pieridae. Gene Ontology annotation, molecular function: serine-type endopeptidase activity. The record is from RefSeq and is a predicted model, not a curated record. Bases 88 to 1212 code for a protein of 374 amino acids.
AUGUUGUUAUCACACCGCCAUUGCAACAUGUAACCACAAUAAAAUUCAUUGUACAAAAUACACUGUGUGAAGGUGAUGUGAUUAAACAUGUGCAUACGGAAAUUAGUUAAUAUGAACACGGUUAUUGUGUUUCUCGUUUUUGCGUUUAAACUGGUUAACGGCCAGUUUGGCAGUAUUUCUAUUAGUGUAGGAGGUCGGCAAAACAUGGACGAAGAUCCAGCAAGCCUGGUAUGUCCACCAAAUACCACUUGCGUACCGAUGAGUGCUUGUCCAUUGUUAGAAGAUUUACUCGAUUUCUCGUGUUUCUCAUCAGAUAGGUACUUUCAUCGCCUCAACGAGUUGACAUGCGGCAGUUCAAAUGAAGAGGACUUCGUAUGCUGUCCAUCGUGCGACUGCGGCAGGGUUUACCAGCGCGGGACCCCUGAGUGUGGGCAGAGCAUGGUCCGUGGUAUAGACUAUAAUGGUAUGGGGACACAUCCGUGGGUCGCCAGAGUCGGGUUUACCAAAACAUCAUUCUCGAGUACGGACAAAGAUAAGGAAACUUUGCGGUUCGCCUGCAGUGGUUCUAUCAUAGCGAAGAGAAUCGUUUUAACAGCUGCCCAUUGCGCCCUGGCUAAACCUGAAGGAUACAAGUUGUCAUCUGUAGUAGUAGGCGAAUGGGACACCGACAGAAGUACGGAUUGCAAUGACUAUUUCUGCGCUCCUAAAGCUCAGAUGAUUAAAGUUGAGAGCGUUUCUGUGCACCCGGGCUAUGAGCAGAAGAUAUUCCGGCAUGAUAUAGCUCUCAUUAUAUUGAAGGAUGAAAUCAAAUAUUCAGUGACAGCCGCGCCAAUUUGUCUGAACGAUAAACCGGAAAUCGUCAUCAACGAGCGAGCCAUGCUCGUUGGAUGGGGGAAAUUAUCCGGACAGAGCAGCUCGGUAAGCCGGCAGCAGCAGCUGGAAGUGCCGCUGGUGGCGUUGGAGACGUGUGAGCGCAUUUUCGGCGAGUCGGUGCCGAUCCACGAGGGGCAGGUGUGCGCGGGCGGGGAGGCGGGCCGCGACGCCUGCUCCGGCUUCGGCGGCGCGCCGCUAAUACUCAAGCGGGACGGACAUUUUGUACAAAUUGGUAUAGUCUCAUUCGGUUCAGAAAACUGCGGCAGCGAAGGCGUCCCGAGCGUUUACACAAACAUUGCACAUUACUACAGAUGGAUUAUAGAUAAUUCACCAUCUUAAAACAAUUAUGAUGCUUAUAAAUGGGAAUAUUUCGAAAAUUUGGGGAGGGGGGGAUUUUUGGAUGGUUAAAUAUUAAUAAAAAAAAUUAUUUCAGCUACUGUCCCAUUUAGCACCUUUACUCUUUGUUCCAACAAUUAGCUAAUAUAGAGUUAACGUUAAGCAAUAUUUAAGGGCCAUAAUAAAAAGUGAUAAAUUAUUAA